Molecule: messenger RNA, 2381 nt
Organism: Solanum stenotomum
Lineage: Eukaryota; Viridiplantae; Streptophyta; Magnoliopsida; Solanales; Solanaceae
Product: serine/threonine protein phosphatase 2A 57 kDa regulatory subunit B' theta isoform-like
Exons: 2
Coding region: 648-2156 (502 amino acids)
Biological process (GO): signal transduction
Cellular component (GO): protein phosphatase type 2A complex
Molecular function (GO): protein phosphatase regulator activity
Source: RefSeq, a predicted model, not a curated record
AUACCAAACUUCUACCAAUUAAGAAAGUAGAAAGAAUUAAGAAGAUUAGACUGGGCCUUUGGUCUUUUGGUCCGAGUCAGAAAAUCAUACAAUUGCAAGAACAAUAUUUACUCAGUCAACAAACAACAACAGCAAAAAUCAAGAACCCCAAAAUUGAUUCACCAAAUUCCAUCUUCCUCUGUAAGUAUAGAGAAAGAAAGAGCAAUUCUGUUUCAAUUUUUCCAUUAAAAAUUUGAACUUUGUUUUGGGGUAAAGUGAAGAGAGCGUGUGGGAAUAUACUUUAUUUGUAAACCCCAUUUUGGUAGUGGAAGAAGAAAGUUAAAAAAGGUGGGGUUUCUUUGAUAUAAUUUAUCUUUGCACAUCUGGGUUUUAAGUUUUAAGUCAAAAAGGUUCAAACUUUACACAUGGGUUUGAUUCAGGUAUUGGUUGAUUCUUGAUCUGAAUUGGAAUUUCUUUGAGGUUGAAAAAAAGGGGGUUGUUUUAAUGCAUCAUUUUUGUUGAAUUCUGAGUUUGUGGCAUGUGGGUUUUAGCUUAGGAGGAAAUCUUGAUUUUAGUUUGAUGACUUUAUUAAGUUUUACUUCUUCUUACUGUUGAAUAUAUAGAUAUAUAUUUAGUUGUUUGUAUAAAGUGGGUGGUUAAAGAGAAAUAUGAUCAAGCAGAUAUUUGGUAAGAAGAAGCAGUCGAAAACGGCUGGUUCAACUAGUUCAAAGAAAAGUGAUGGAGGAAGUAAAAAGGUUGGGGUAUCAGCUAAUACUGUUAUUUCAGCUCCUUAUUCCGUUUCAGCUUCAACGGGGGAUAAAUUUGUUCGAGAUGGGAGUUUAAAGGUUAAUGGGAAUCUCGUUGCAGCUUCUUACGAUGCAUUGCCUAGUUUUAGGGAUGUUCCCAAUGCUGAGAAACACAACUUGUUUAUUAGGAAGCUUAAUAUGUGUUGUGUUUUGUUUGAUUUUACUGAUCCUACAAAGAACCUUAAAGAAAAGGAGAUCAAGCGACAGACGUUAUUGGAGCUUGUGGAGUAUGUCACGUCUGCAAAUGUGAAAUUUACAGAAGUGGUGAUGCAAGCAGUAGUAAAGAUGGUGUCGACUAAUUUGUUUAGGGAACUCAUGCCCCAGCCUCGAGAAAACAAGACGUUGGCCUUUGAUGUGGAAGAGGAUGAACCUGCGAUGGAUCCUUCAUGGCCACAUCUGCAAAUUGUGUAUGAGUUCCUUCUGAGGUUUGUUGCUUCACCUGAAACUGAUGCAAAAGUUGCCAAAAGAUAUAUAGAUCAUUCCUUUGUACUCAGAUUGCUUGAUCUUUUUGACUCUGAGGAUCCUAGGGAGAGGGAGUACUUGAAAAUAAUACUGCACCGUGUCUAUGGGAAGUUUAUGGUACACCGGCCUUACAUCAGGAAGGCUAUUAAUAAUAUAUUUUAUCGUUUCGUUUUUGAGACUGAAAAACAUAAUGGGAUUGCGGAGCUUCUGGAAAUUCUUGGCAGCAUAAUCAAUGGGUUUGCUUUGCCACUAAAAGAAGAACACAAGCUUUUUCUUGUACGGACAUUGAUUCCCUUGCAUAAACCCAAAUGCUUAGCCAUGUACCAUCAACAAUUAACUUAUUGUAUGACACAGUUUGUGGAGAAAGACUGCAAGCUUGCUGAUACAGUUAUUAGGGGAUUGUUAAAGUAUUGGCCAGUAACAAAUAGCUCAAAAGAGGUCAUGUUCCUUGGUGAGUUGGAGGAAAUCUUGGAAGCUACUCAACCACCAGAUUUCCAAAGGUGUAUGGUGCUGUUGUUUCGUCGAAUUACUCAAUGUUUGACUAGCUUUCAUUUUCAGGUGGCGGAGAGGGCUUUAUUCUUGUGGAAUAACGAUCAUAUUGAGAAUUUGAUAAAGCAACACCGAAAAGUGAUACUUCCUAUCAUCUUUCCUGCACUGGAGAGAAAUGCCAGAAACCAUUGGAAUCAGGCUGUUCACAGUUUGUCACUGAAUAUCCGGAAGAUAUUCUAUGAUCUUGAUCCUGAGCUAUUCAAGGAGUGCUUGCACAAGUUUCAAGAAGAUGAAUUGAAGGAAGAUGAGAUUAAAUCAAAACGUGAAGCUACAUGGAAACGAUUAGAAGAACUUGCUGCCAAAAAUACUACAAGUAAUGAAGCUGUGCUUGUGCCAUCCUCCGGGCAUUCUCGAACUUAAUAUUAAGAUAUGCUUGUUCUUCCUUGUUUUUAAUUUUCAUAAUUCUGGUUAAAUUUACAUUUUGGAAGCAAUGAAUUUAUCAAGGGGAAAAGGGAUUUUCUGUGUCAUUGCCUUUUUUUCCCUGGUCAGUUUCAUCCUGAUAGCUGUAGUUGUAACUAUAAUUUGUUUAUAUGUGUUAACUUUGGCAAUUUGGAAAUGAUAUGGGAGCAAGUAUUUUUAUCAAAA